This is a messenger RNA of Spodoptera frugiperda (fall armyworm), 891 nucleotides long. RefSeq names its product protein lethal(2)essential for life-like. Gene Ontology annotation, biological process: protein refolding; response to heat. The transcript has a single exon. Gene Ontology annotation, molecular function: protein folding chaperone. Bases 129 to 677 code for a protein of 182 amino acids. The record is from RefSeq and is a predicted model, not a curated record. NCBI's taxonomy places the organism in Eukaryota, Metazoa, Arthropoda, Insecta, Lepidoptera, Noctuidae.
CUGGCCAGCCAGACAGUCAAAGAAUAUCCGCGUAAAACGUCAUGUACAGAAAAAAUAGUACAAAAAACGCUUCAAAUAAUGAUUUUAUUUCACUAGUAUUUCUUUCUACAUUGAAAAUAUAAGCCAAUAUGUCAACGCAUCCGUUUAUUUUAGAAAUGCCUUUGCAACUGGCCGACCAACAUUUUGCAUUGGCACUUACACCCGAGGACAUUUUAACGGUGGUUGCUCCUCAGUACUCAAACGACUACUACAGACCCUGGAAGGAGUUGUCGUCAUUGAUGAGCAACUUUGGUACCAAAAUCAAGUCCGACAGAGCAAAAUUCCAAAUCAAUUUGGACGUACAACACUUUGCUCCUGAAGAGAUUUCGGUGAAAACCGCUGAGGGGUUCGUCGUUAUCGAGGCUCAGCACGGAGAGAAGCGAGAUGAACAUGGGUGGGUGUCCCGUCAGUUUAGGAGGAGAUACCCUCUUCCAGAAGGAUGCUGCCUAGACUUUGUAGAAUCUCGCCUUUCAUCAGAUGGAGUUCUAACAGUUACCGCACCAUUAGAACGUCCUGUGGGUUCAAAUGAACGCAUUGUACCUAUUGUUCAGACUGGACCAGUGAAGAAGCUUGGCUCCAGAGGUGAAACGGGUGAUGGAGAAGCUCCUCAAAGGUCUCUCGGACAGAAUGGAGAGUAAAUAUAAACUUGCAUCUGCUGCAGUGGGCAUCACGCCAAGCUCAGAAUAGUUUUGAUCGUGAACCUUAUAAACAUUAAAUUCCCUGUGAUUCAUGGGCUAUAAUUAUUAUUUAUGCCUGACUUACGCCAAGAAAACGUAAUCUAAUUCGCAUUUUCAAUUUUCCAGAAAAAGCAUUUUAUAACAGAAUUACAGAAAUUAUAGUUUAUUAUUUUAA